Bombus terrestris (buff-tailed bumblebee) is the source of this 4052-nucleotide messenger RNA. Its product is annotated as cilia- and flagella-associated protein 251. The coding region runs from base 221 to 3892 and encodes 1223 amino acids. Gene Ontology annotation, molecular function: protein binding. NCBI's taxonomy places the organism in Eukaryota, Metazoa, Arthropoda, Insecta, Hymenoptera, Apidae. The record is from RefSeq and is a predicted model, not a curated record. Gene Ontology annotation, cellular component: motile cilium. The transcript has 22 exons.
CAUCUUCAUAUGUACGUGACAAAUAUCGACGUAGAAAACGUAUGAAUGUAUCCAAAUUAAAUAUUCAUAAUUUAUGAAGAAAUUUGCAAGAUGUGCUAUACUUUUGUCACGGUCUCUGUAAUAUUCGCAAUAUGCCUAUACGUGUAAAAGAACUGUUAGGCGAAACGUUUGCUAAUUUCAGAUCGUAAAUCGAAAACUUCUUAGACGCGAAUCAAUUAAAAUGGCAGCGAAUGUUUCGAUACCAUCGUACUCCAAGGAAUCAACGGAUUCUAAAAGUGGAAGAGAGACCAACAUAAGGGCGCCUUGCGAAAAGGAAGAAACUGAUUUUAAUCUUUGUCCUUUUGAAUUAUUAUGGUCUUUUGGGACAAAUUCAGAUACACCUAUAAUAAAUUUAACCACAAAAAAUCGUACGAUCAUCGCUUAUGCUUGUUCGCAUGUUAUAAUAAUCUACAACUAUAAGACUAAAUACGCGAUAAGUCUUCAAGGUCAUGUAUGUAUCGAUCUUUUGCUUAUUAUAUUUGCAUCUUCGUACACGACUUAUUCGUGCAUCAACUUUGUAGAAGAACGCGGUGAAAACUUUAUCGACAUCGAAAGAUGGAAAAUGGUUGUUGUCCAAUUGAGUUAUGAUUGCUAUUGCUAUUGUUAUUGCAGUGUACCAAUUUCGACUUUAUUUAAUCCACAUGGUGAUAAAGGAAUGACCGCUGCUAAAAUUAGCCCAAACGCUAAGUAUAUAGUAACUGUUGGAAACGAAUUUCACCAAAAAGUUCAGUUCUGGCUAUGGACGUAUGGGAAAGAUCAACCUGAUGCUUUUACGGAGUUAACUGAACUUUUUUCGAAUAGAAUAAAGGAAAUAGCUUUCAACGAAGACUGUUCCGAGGAGUUUGGUUUAACUGCCGAUCACUGCGUUGCAUUCCUUAAAUGGCAACGACAAACGGUACUGUUUUUACAUCUUCUUUAUACUCGUUGUUCCAUUUUGUUUAUACUCUCGCAAAGUUAUUACACAUGCUUAUAUAUAAUCCACUUAUAUGCGAAGAUUGCAACUUGUAAUUUGAUCUUUGUUAUAAAGAUUGAUAUUCGAUACUUAUGCGUAGGAUACGUUCUGGUUUGGGGCACUUUUGUUGAAAGACAGAAAAAUAAGAAUAAGAAUCAGAGUGCAGCUAACAACAAGGAAAAGAGACACAUCAAGUCUGUGCAGUUGGAGAAGAACAGUAUUAUGGUGAUAUUAUAUCACAAUGGAAGGAUAGUAACGGGAACUUCAGAAGGGCGCAUCAGCUUCUACGAUCUUGAUUUAAAAAUACUCUACUGGUGUCAACAUAAACUUCUGGAUUCUAUUCGAUCGAUAAGUUUUGAUCUUUCGUCCACAUUAUUAGCUCCUGUGUCUGCGGUCGGUGAAUUCAAACUUGAAUCCGACGAAGAAGAUGAUUUCGAGAACGAAGAAGAAAUGGAAGAAUACUCGGAAAUUAAAUUAGGAGAUAAUAUCGACGAGAGAAAAGUGAAAUAUAUAGAAAAAUUAGAGUCGAUGAAGUAUCGCGAUCAAGUUCCAUCGACGAUGUCUGUAUAUUUGGAAGAAACAUUGAAGGAUUACAAUAAAAAUCAGCAAGCAUUUACAAAAUUACUUCACGCGCCUACCGAUGCUACCGUCGAAGGUGCUACUUUUUACAUCGAAAAUUUCAUUAUCGGUUGUUUGAGUGGAAUAGUUGCGUCGAUAGAAAUUCCUACGUUAAAGUGUCGAUUUAUCUUUCAAGAUCAGAACUUUGCGAUAACCAGUUUAGAUGCGCAUCCUCGAAGGAAAACCCCACCUCUUCCAGAUUUUAGUAUACUAUUGGAUAAGCAAGCAAAGAAAGGAGCUAUAACUUAUGUCACAUGCCCACAGAGUCACGAGAAACUAAUCGCUGUUACAGCAUUGAAAUAUUCACCGAUAGAUUUUCAAGUUACAGACCGGACGAUUUUCAAUGUAAAACAUUUCAAUGAUUUUGAAGGUAAUUUACUAGCAUGUGGCCUUGAAAAUGGAGCCCUUUGGAUGUUGCAUCCUCUCACUUUAGAACCUCUUGAUAAAUAUCCUUACAAACAUUCCACGGAAUCGAUACUUAAAUUGGCUUUCACAGAGUGCGAAGAAUACAUGGCUUACGCGGAUAACGCGCUAGUGGUAGCGGUAUUUAAAAAAAUAGGUGAUUCGCCAAGCGGUUCCCGUUUAUGGGAUUUUGUUGGAAAGUAUCAUUCUCAUACUGCGAAAAUAAGAGAUAUACUUUUCGGGCCAGCUACUAUCGAAAGCGUUGUAUAUCGUUUUUUUUCGGUAGGAGAAGAUCGGAACCUAAUUGAGUACGAUCUUAAAAAUAGUGGACCAUAUCCUUUCCCUGGUUUGCAGAUAUUAAACAUUUGCCAAAUUGAAUGCGAAGCUAUUCCUCUUUGUCUCACCUGGUACCCUAAGUUGGGCGUUGAAGGAUUUUUAAUGUACUCUAAUUCCGAAUACAAAUACAGAUUGCUAAACGAUAUAACGAAAACAAUUCGAGGAACAUUUUUGGGACCGCUUUGUGAUACCCCGGUUAAGCAUUUCAAAGUAAUAUCUGGUAAAGAAUAUAAAGCUGGUAAAUACAUGGUAUUUGCAACUAAUAAGGAAAUAGGCCUUCAAAUGCUUCCUUUCGAUGGGAAUCCUUACAAGAUUUUAGGAAUGAUAGGGCACCCACGCAAGGUAAGAAGCGUCGUGCACAAUGUACAUGUAUUUUCGAUCUUUCGAUUAUUCUCUGAUUUUGAUAUAUCACUAUAUAUAAAGAGUGUCUCGUACUGUGUGGGAUCAACAUUAGGAACAUAUUCAGCACCUGAAAACUACAAGGUCAGUAAUAUUUGCCUUAGCAAUGAUGGGAACAUUUUAUUCACUUUUGGUUAUAAUGAUCCGUGCACACUGAUGUGGAAAAUAAAAUGCAGGUCUGUCGAUGUAUUAGCGCAUUUAGGAGGUAAAGGGCUGGCACCGUAUUAUUGUCUGAUAGAGGGUGGUGAAAAAGGUUGGCUUAUCAAUGAAAUGAAAGACCUGUUUUAUUAUGCUCAAAUCUUACAUCAAGGCGAGAAUGUAAUAACUCCCAGAUUAAUAUCCGACAAAGUGAGCACUAAAGAAGUACCGAAUCUCAUGCGCGUCGUUGGAUAUUAUCCCAGCAACGAGGAAAUAGAAAUCCUUAUGGGUGAAAUCUCGUACAGAGAUUACGCGGAGACCGGUCAUUUGGUCGAAGAAAUUAAAUUCGAAGAUUUUGUCAAAUUUUAUAUAAAUCAUCGACCAGCUUUCGGAAUUUCUCUGCAUCAAAUAAGAGAAGCUUUCCAAGCCUUUGCAAAUUCAGGUCAAAUCCCUGCUUCGCAAGCGGAGAAUCCAGUAUUAACUCGAGAACAGUUUAUGAAAAUAUUGCUUGGCGAAGGUCCUCCGGAGUUUUCUAUACAAAAUGGCAUACCUUUUGGAGAACCAUUAAAAAUUCAAGAGGCAUUUGCAUACAUGAGGUUUCUUGUUGGUUUUAACGAGAAUUUGGAUGAAAUAUAUGACGAGCGAAACGGAAAAAAAUCCGCAUCCAUUGAUUUUACGUUCUUACCAGAGGUAUAUUUAACAAUUAAAAUAAGUUUGAUUUUUUCUUAUAUUAAGAUAUUUUUUUUAUAUAAAAAGUUACCUUCACACUUUAUUGUCUUAUUAAGAAAAAUCGACAAAUAUACAAAGCCAAUGGACCUUACGCGUCUGUUCAAGUAUCCAUAUACAUAUUUUUUAAGAAAGAAAAUUUAUCAAGUUGAGGAUAGCGUGAAAAAGCUCGCCGAAAGUAAUGUAUUAUUAUUUAUAAUACAGAGAAUAUCUUACAAAGAUUUCAUCGCGGACAUCAUGGGUAUUGAAUCGCCGGAGGAAACGAGGGCUGACGAUGAUUAAUUAAUCUGUAUGCCAUUAUUUGCAUUGCUGGCACAUUAACGUUGAUUAUUAUUACCAUACUAAUAUUAUUACCAUUACAAUGUAUUGCGACUUCCUAUUAAACAUGUACGAACAUUAACGUAUAUUAUGUCAAUUCGUUUCUUUCUUAAAGCGUUAAAAA